Loxodonta africana (African savanna elephant) is the source of this 7738-nucleotide messenger RNA. It is a transcript of the gene BMAL2, whose product is annotated as basic helix-loop-helix ARNT like 2. Gene Ontology annotation, molecular function: DNA-binding transcription factor activity, RNA polymerase II-specific; RNA polymerase II cis-regulatory region sequence-specific DNA binding; protein dimerization activity. Gene Ontology annotation, cellular component: cytoplasm; aryl hydrocarbon receptor complex; transcription regulator complex. Gene Ontology annotation, biological process: regulation of transcription by RNA polymerase II. The record is from RefSeq and is a predicted model, not a curated record. NCBI's taxonomy places the organism in Eukaryota, Metazoa, Chordata, Mammalia, Proboscidea, Elephantidae. The transcript has 17 exons. The coding region runs from base 116 to 2038 and encodes 640 amino acids.
GUGCCCGUGUCCCAGUUCCGCGGCCGCCGCCUGGGCCUGGACGGGGCGGGGCGGGCCCGGGGCUCCUCCAUGCUGCCAUCCCCCGGCUUGUGGAGCCGGCCGGGUGGCUCCUGCGAUGGCGGCGGAAGAGGAGGCUGCGGCGGGAGAUAAAGUGCUAGUAGAAGAGAGCCAGUGCAUAACUUCUGUGGUUUCCGGUCGUUUGACCCCAGGGAUAAAGCCAACAGCUAUUGGAUCCUUCAGCCCACAUGUGACAGAAUUUCCAAGGAAACGCAAAGGAAGCGAUUCAGACCCAUCCCAGUCUGGAAUUAUGACAGAAAAAGUGGUGGAAAAGCUUUCUCAGCAUCCCGUUACCUAUCUUCUCUCAACAAGGAUAGGAAUAUCAGCAUCCAGUGGCAACAGAAUGGAAGAUGGUGAUCAGCAAGUAAAAAUGAAGUCCUUCAGAGAAACUCAUAGCCAAACAGAAAAGCGGAGGAGAGAUAAAAUGAACAACCUGAUUGAAGAACUGUCUGCAAUGAUCCCUCAGUGCAAUCCCAUGGCACGCAAACUGGACAAACUUACAGUUUUAAGAAUGGCUGUUCAACACCUGAAAUCUCUAAAAGGCGUGCCAAAUUCUUAUGUAGGAGAUAAUUACAGGCCUUCAUUUAUUCAGGAUAAUGAGCUCAGGCACUUAAUCCUUAAGAUUGCAGAAGGCUUCCUUUUUGUGGUUGGAUGUGAAAGAGGAAAAAUUCUCUUCGUUUCUAAAUCAGUCUCCAAAACGAUUAAUUAUGAUCAGGCUAGUUUGACUGGACAAAGCUUAUUUGACUUCUUACAUCCCAAAGAUGUUGCCAAAGUAAAGGAACAACUUUCUUCUUCUGAUGUUUCACCAAGAGAGAAGUUAAUGGAUGCCAAAACUGGCUUGCGAGUUCAUGGUAAUUUCCACACUGGAAGGACACAUGUGUAUUCUGGCUCAAGACGAUCCUUUUUCUGUCGGAUAAAGAGUUGUAAAGUCUCUGUCAAAGAAGAGCAUGAAUGCUUACCCAACUCACGGAAGAAAGAUCAUAGAAAAUUUUAUACUGUCCACUGCACUGGUUACUUAAGAAGCUGGCCUUCAAAUAUUGUUGGAAUGGAAGAAGAAAGGGACCAUAAGAAAGACAGCAGUAAUUUUACUUGCCUUGUUGCCAUUGGAAGAUUGCAUCCUUUUAUUGUCCCACAGAACAAUGGAGAGAUCAAAGUCAAACCAACUGAAUUUAUAACCCGAUUUGCAGUGAAUGGAAAAUUUGUCUACGUAGACCAAAGGGCAACAGCAAUUUUAGGAUAUCUGCCUCAGGAACUUUUGGGAACUUCUUGUUAUGAAUAUUUUCAUCAAGAUGACCAUAGUAAUUUAACUGACAAGCACAAAGCCGUUCUACAGAGUAAGGAGAAAAUAUUUACAGAUUCUUACAAAUUCAGAGUGAAAGAUGGCUCUUUUGUAACUUUAAAAAGCCAGUGGUUUAGUUUCACAAAUCCUUGGACCAAAGAACUGGAAUAUAUUGUGUCCAUCAACACUUUAGUUUUGGGACACAGUGAGACUGGAGAAGCAUCAUUACUUCCUUGCAGUUCUCAAUCAUCAGAAGAGUCCUCUAGACAGUCUUAUAGUAGUAUGCCUGGAAUGUCUUCUGGAAUAGUACUUGGUGCUGGUAGUAUUGGAACAGAUAUCGCAAAUGAAGUUCUGGAUUUACAAAGGUUACAGUCUGCCUCAUCCCUUGGUGAUUCAGGUCCAACAGAUCCAAUGAAAGAUGGUACCAUGUUAAACUGCAGGAAUGUGAGUACACUUGUGUCAAAUAAGGAGUUGAUUCCACUAAGUCCUUCUGAAAUAGGGGAGCUAGAAGCUGCAAAGCAAAACCAGAGCACCGUUGCUCUCCACGGUAACAAAUCACUCCCCAAUGAUGGUACUCAACUGGAUUUUGAUGCCCUGUGUGACAAUGACGACACAGCCAUGGCUGCGUUCAUGAAUUAUUUAGAAGCGGAAGGGGGCCUGGGAGACCCUGGAGACUUCAGUGACAUCCAGUGGACACUCUAGCAUUUGAUUUUUAACUCCAAAAAUGAGAAACAUUUUAAAGCAUUUCAUUUACAAGAAACUGUAUAUUCUUCAGUACUGUAUUGAUACUGUUUUUAUCUUUUAUUUCUAUUAAUGUUCUAUCAAAUUUUAUAGAUUUGCACCUUACUCUCACAGGCGUAUGAGGAAAUAUGUUCUCCCAAUAGAACAUCUCAGAGUUUAUUACAGACCCUUUUACUCAGUGAAAUGGCUUGAAACCCACUAGUGGCUAUAUUUUUGCUAAAAUAUUUUUAACCAAAAAUAUCACAUACGUAUUGUUUUGAUUUUUGAUGUACUUUUUUGAAUUUGAGAAAUUUAAUAUAUUGACAUUUUCCUUGUGUCUUAAGAUUUGUUUCUAAUAGUAGAUGUGUGUUAUUUGGAAUGUUUCCAUUCCUUGCGUAUUUCAUUCCUAAUUGAGGAUAGGGCUUACACACUUUAAGAAAAUGGUAAGUACUUGAACACUUAAAGGGACAGUGCAAUUUAUAAUCAUAUUCACAAUGAAUACCAAAUUUCAUCUUUGUAGACUUGGGCAAGAACAGAGCUAGGAUACUUAUGUUUGGUUGAAUACUUUGGGAUGGAUUUUAAGUGAGAAAAAUUUUUAUUUAAAACUCAGGAAUAAAAAGUUGUCCUUCAACUUCGCUUACAGAAAAGGAAGAGCUGUCUUGUGCCCUAAAUCUUAGUGAUACAGAAUUUACUCUUAAUAUAACCACUCAAGAUUUUCAUUAUAGAUAGGUUUUUGAUACUGAAAGGGUGUAUUUAGUGAUGGAUUAGUUCUAGAGGAAGAAAACAGGCCCAGACAGAUCAAGUGUCUUGUGUAAAGUCAUACAUUAAAUUAUAUAUAUUUUAAUGUUUACUGUAUAUAAAACAAUUUCUUUAUACACAUUUGGGAAAGCAGAGGUCUCAGUGGUUAAAUAAUUAACUGACCCAGGAACGAGUUGAGGCCUUUUAGAUUAUUAAGUAAAUACAGUUAUCAUUGCAUGUAAUCGAAGGUAAUGACAUAAAUUGUAAGUACAUUUUUAAAACCAUGAGGCAAUGAGAAAUCAUCUAAAAACCAAUUAUCUUGCUAUAAUUAAAAAUUUGCAGAACAUUUUUCAACCAGUAAUUAUUCCAGAGGUGGCUCAAACUGAGUGUAAGAAUUAAGAAUAUUUAGAAUACUGUUUGUCUACCUUUUUGAGGAUCAUGCAUUCAUAAUACCUUAUUUCUUAUUAGCUCUUUUUGCUCACCAAGUGUGUUCCUAUAUAUUCUCUUUCGUACCUCACAAACACAAGUAAGACAGACUGGGAGAAUAAUGAGGGAAACCCUGAGGCUCAGAUGUGGGGUUCAAAUCCAGCUUUCUUUCCCAAUAUGGUGCUUCACCUUUCCAGUGAAUUUCCCUCAGAGCUCCUCACUAAAACAAAGCAUUAUUUUGACCCUGCCUGAUUAGGCUGUAGGUGAUAGAUUAGAACCUCUGUCAGGCAUGUUAAUAGCAAACAUACCAAAACGUUAUAACCAAAAGCGAAUGUUCUCUUCAAGCAUGGAAUCUGCAGUGGACAUGUGGGCAAGGGUGUACUGGUAUGCUGUACUCUUGAGCUAAUACAGUGUUCCUCGUUCUGAUACUUGAGGCCUCAAGAGCAUGAAGGUGUAGAAUAAGCCAAAAAAACAAACCUCUGGAAGAAGGGCAUUGGUUUGCAGCAGUCUAAGCAUUAUAAUUAAGUCUCCAGAAGCCUGAAAGAUCACAUCUGUUCUCUAAGUCAAGCAGGGGGACCUGUCUACCAAUAUAACAUUUUAGGGGAUUAAACCAUAGAUAGCAGGUUGGCCUCAAGAGGGUCUACGCAAGCCAGUGGUAGCAUGAUAGGCCAUUGUGGUUGGGUGCCCUCAAAGGCAGGCAGGGCAGAUUGUCAUGAUGCAAGGAUUAGAGACAGUUUCUAGAAGCAAGCCAUUGCUGCCUUGCACAGAAAGUUUCUUCUCUUUACAAGAGGAGGGGUUAUUUCAUUGAGCAAUGGGCAAAUAGCCAACUGAAUGUCUUCUGCUUGGUUUGAUCUUUUAUUAGAUACUCAGAUAUUUUCUGUAGAUUCUCUUGCCUUGGAUUCAGAAUACAGUACUCAUGUACUGUAUGAUACUGUAGCUCUCCCAAGUUUAGUGUUUUCUCAGAAGGGAUUCUAACUACAAACAUUUGAUUACUGUUAUAAGCAACAGGUAUUUUUAUGGCUUAUACUAAAUGUUUGGAAGCCCUGGUGGCGUAGUGAUUAAGUGCUAUGGCUGCUAACCAAAGGGUCAGCAGUUCGAAUCUACCAGGCGCUCCUUGGAAACUCUAUGGGGCAGUUCUACUCUGCCCUAUAGGGUCACUAUGAGUCAGAAUUGACUCAAUGGCAGCGGGUUUGGUUUUUUUGAUUUUUAUACUAAAUAUUACUUUUUUCUCCUGCAAAUUGAUUUCAUGCAUUUCUGUGAAAAAUAAUACAUCUCCAAGUUGAAUGGAAGGAUCAUAAGAAGAGCACUCUCAUUCUUUUUUUUUUUUUUUAACCCUUAGAAUUAUUGCUACAAUAAUAUUGUUAUUAGGUGCCAUCGAGUUGGUUCCAACUCACAGUGACCCUAGGUAUAACAGAAUAAAACAUUGCCAAGUCCUGUGCCAUCCUCACGGUAGUAGGUACGUUUGAGCUCAUUGUUGCAGCCACUGCGUCAACCCAUCUUUUGAAGGUCUUCCUCUAUAUCACUGACCCUGUACUUUACCAAGAAUGAUGUCCUUCUCCAGGGAUUGGUUCCCACUGAUAACAUGUCCAAAGUAAGCACAAUGAAGUCUCACCAUCCUUGCUUCUAAGGAGCAUUCUGGCUGUACUUCUUACAAGACAGAUUUGUUUGCCCUUCUGGCAGUCAAUGGUAUAUUCCACACCAUAAUUCAGAUGUGCCAAUUCUUCAGUCUUCCUUUUUCAUCAUCCAACUUUUGCAUGCAUAUGAGGUGACUGGGUCAUAUGUACCUUGGUUAUCAAAGUGACAUCUUUGUUUUUUAGAUUUUGAAGAAGUCUUUUGCAGUAGAUUUGCCCAAUGCAAUAUAUCAUUUGAUUUCUUGACUGCUGCGUCUGUGGGCAUUGGUAUUGCUGAUGCCUGCCCUUUGUACAGUAAUGUAAUGAAGUAGAAUGAAAACUCACAAUAAGAAGACCCUGUUCGGCUUACAUUUAACUAUGAUCUCAAGCAAGCCAUUUUAGUCUCCAUGCCUCAGUUUCCUGAAUUAUGAAAGAAGUUUUGUCUCUAACCCUGCUCUGAUCCUGUGAUUCUCAUUCACAGAACUUGAGCUUUAGUGUAGGACUCUAGAACUGCACUGCCCAAUAUGAUAGCCACUAGCCACAUGUGGCUAUUGAACACUUGAAAUGUAGCUAGCACAAAUUGAGAUAAGCCGUAAAUGUAAAAUACAAUGUGAAUUUUGAAGACUUAGUAUAAAAAAAGAAUGUGAAAUAACACAUUAACAAUUUCAUAUUGAUUACAGGUUGAAAUGAUAAUAUUUUGGAUAUACUCUUGUUUGGUUGUUAGGUGCCAUUCCUCAACUCCGACUCAUAGUGACCCUGUGCACAACAGAUCGAAACACUGCCCAAUCCUGCAUCAUCCUCACAAUCGUUUUUAUGCUUAAGCUCAUUGUUGCAGCUACUGUGUCAAUCCAUCUCAUUGAGGGUCUUCCUCUUUUUCACUGACCCUCUACUUUACCAAGCAUGAUGGCCUUCUCCCUCCUGAGAACAUGUCCAAAGUAUGUGAGACGUAGUCUUGCCAUUCUUGCUUCUAAGAAUCAUGCUGGUCGCGCUUCUUCCAAGACAGAUUGGUUUGUUCUUCUGGCAGUCCCUGGUAUAUUCAAUAUUCCUCUCCAGCACCACAAUUCACAGGUGUCAGUGCUUCUUCAGUCUUCCUUAUUCAUUGUCCAGCUUUCACAUGCAUAUGAGGCGAUUGAAAACACCAUAGCUUGGGUCAGGUGAACCUUAGUCUUCAAGGUGACAUCUUUGCUUUUCAACACUUUAAAGAAGUCUUUUGCAGCCUGCUGCUUCCGUGGGUGUUGAUUAUGGAUCCACUAGGUCAAAUAAAACAUUAAAAUUAAUUUCACGUGUUUGUUUUUUGCUUGUUUAAUGUGGCUACUAGAAAAUUUAAAAUUACAUAUGUGGCUCAUAUCUGUUGUACAGUGCUGCUCUAGAACAUUUUAUUGUUAACUAUUAUUAGCUUGAAGUAGACCAAAGGAUUAUGCCAUAAAUGAUAUUUACCUCUAAAUACUGUUGUUUAAAGAACUAUUAUUUAUUGAUCUUGAUGCAGUACAAUCAAGUAGCUGUGAACUCAUGUACCAAAUUUAAAACAUUUUUUAAAAAUUAUUAACACUUGAAAAAUGUUAUCCUUUUAUUACAUGAUAAUACCUUGAAAUUGACUACCCCCUGUGGUAGCCACGGAAAUCCUGGUGGCAUAGUGGUUAAGAGCUGCAUCCGCUAACCAAAAGGUCAGAAGUUCACAUCCACCAGGCGCUUCUUGGAAACCCUGUGGGGAAGUUCUACCCUGUUCUAUAAGGUCACGAUGAGUUAGAAUUGACUCGACGGCAACGGGUUUUUUUUGGUUAUGGUAGUCACUAAAUUUGGAAAUCUGUUGAGAAACAGACACAUGGGAAAAUACAGAAUAGAGAGAAUUUUAGUAAGCAAAUGUGAUAAAGGUGUGUAUUUACAGUGUCCAAAGAGGGAAAGGCUAUAGUGGUUGUCAUAGUUUUGAAGAAUCUCUGUAGGGCCUGGGGCACACAUAUAUGAAAUAGCCAAUGACCAGUUACUAAUGGUGACCAGUUAUGAGUCCUACUUUAAAGAGUUAUCUACCACGCAGGUAACUCAUCGUUGGGCACAUUUGCCUAGUACAGUAUCAGGGGCAGAAUAGGGCUGACAUCUAGAAUUAUCAGAAGCCAUAAAGAAAAACUGCUAAAUGGCCACUAGGUGCCACUUUUCCCUUUGUAUAGUACUUUGUUUUCCUUAAUAGGUUGAUUUUUCCAAGCUACCUGGAGACUGUGAGAGGCCUGGGUGACUUUUGUGCCUAGGUUAAAUCUGCCUCUCUGGUAGUUCUGAGUAUAAAAAUUCACUGGAGGUUCUUAGAGGUAUGUACCUUUUGUGGGUUGUUUUAUAAGGAGCUGCUGUCUAAGCGAAGUCUGGGAAGAUCCUUCCCUUUGGCUUAGGGAGCCUUUCCAGAUGUGGCCUCAGUUAAAGCCGGCCUUAGAAAGAAAACCUGGGCAACCUGGAACCUGCCUUCUGAACUCAUUGCUAUUGGGGAGUAUGGUGUAUGUAUGUCACUGCUCAUACAACCUUGAGUUUACGUUUGUCUUUUAUACAAUUUUUAGCUCUCUUCCAGUUCACUUGCACUGUGUAUUGGUGUUUUUAAAAAUUUUGUGGUAAAUAAUGAAAAGAGUAAAAUUAAACUAUAUUUUAUAGUAAUUACUAGUUUGGAGGGUUUUUUUUUUUUUUUUAGAAUAUUAACGAACGCAAAAAGCAUGUCCUUAAUUUUUUUUUUAAUGUGAAAACAUAGAUUAGUGAAAAGAUCCAGUGCACUCAGACCACUGGGCAGAGAGGGGCAUUGGACUAUGUUACUAUAUGCGUUUUAGGGUGUACUUAUCAGGGUAACAGCUGUAACGACCUCUAAAUCUCUGUGGCAUCACCCAAUAAAGGUUUCUUUCUGGCUCACAUCCCAGUCUGAUGUCAUCACUGCUGUCUA